Morus notabilis is the source of this 1461-nucleotide messenger RNA. Its product is annotated as vinorine synthase. The transcript has a single exon. Lineage: Eukaryota; Viridiplantae; Streptophyta; Magnoliopsida; Rosales; Moraceae. The record is from RefSeq and is a predicted model, not a curated record. Bases 8 to 1405 code for a protein of 465 amino acids.
GUUAAGCAUGAGACAAAUGGAGGUUGAAGCAAUCUCCAACGAGAUCAUCAAACCCUCUUUUCAAACUCCGGAAAAUCUGCGCCGUUACAAGCUGUCUUUCCUUGAUCAACUUUCGCCCAAAGCCUAUAGUCCUUUCAUUUACUACUAUGCGUUAGAUGUCAAUCAUGAGCCCAAUUAUAUUUCGGAGAUAUCAAACAAGCUUAAGAAAUCUUUGUCCCAAGCCUUGACCCUUUGCUAUCCACUCGCUGGACGAUUUAUAGACGACCAUUUCCUCGACUGCAAUGACGAUGGAGUUCACUACUUUGAAGCUCGAGUGAAGACCAAACUUUCCAGCGUUCUCGAGAAUCCAGUCCCAUGUGAACUCAACAAGCUUCUUCCAUUCGAACUCGACGAAAUAGCUGAAUUUCCCCUCGGCGUCCAACUCAACGUCUUCGAAUGUGGAGGAAUCGCCGUUGGCCUUUGCUUUUCCCACAGGCUUGAGGACGCUUUGUCAUCUCUAAUGUUCGUCCGAAGUUGGGUGGCCAUUGCUCGCGGAGAGAAUGACGUUGUCAUGCAACCUGAAUUUAUCUCAGGAGAUCUUUUCCCGACGAGGAAUAUGCGCGGGUAUGAUCCUUCAUUCUCCAUCAAAAAGAAUAUGUGCACUACAAACAUAACAAAGAGGUUCGUGUUCGAUGCUCGUAAGAUUGAGGCUCUUAGGGCAAAGUACGGGGAAAGAAAAAGUGAGGAAGGAAUAAUAAACAAUCAAAACGUCCGAAAUCGGCGCCUUUCACGCAUUGCGGUCGUGUCCACUUUCCUGUGGAACCGUUACAUGGCUGCAACAAAGUCACUUGAGCCCGAAGCUGGAAAAAACUACGUCAUUCUUCACCCGGUGAACAUUCGUGCAAGAUGUGAUCCGCCAUUGGGAGAGCAUUCUUUCGGAAACUAUUACACUACUUCCGCAAUAAUCGGAAGCAUUGAUAGUAUUUGUACCGGUGACGAGUACUGUUAUGGCCUGGCGAGGAAGAUAGGAGAAGAGAUGAGAAGGAUUAAUAAGGAAUUUGUGAAAAACAAUAUUCAAGAAAAGGGAGAUGAGUUGGUGGAGAAUGCGAAGAAAGUUUCGGUAAGACUCGUAAAAGGAGAAGUGGCUGGGCUAUACAUCUCAAGUUUGUGCAGAUUUCCUCUAUAUGAAGCCGACUUUGGAUAUGGUAAGCCCAUAUGGGUGAGUUCGGCUAAUAGAGGUGUGAUUAAUUUAGUUGCUCUCUUGGACAACAAAGCUGGCGAUGGAAUAGAGGCUUAUAUUUGCUUGAAUGCAGAUGAUAUGGCCAAACUUGAAGCUGACAAAGAGCUUCUUGCCUUUGUGUCUCCAAAUGAUGUUGCUGCCCUUGAUCACGAGAUAACCAACAUUCCUUUUCUCAAUGGAGCGUGACUCUGAAGACUAAAACAAAAAAUGUCCAUAAAACCCCGUGUGUGUUUCUAUUAAUU